AAUGAAAAAGACGCAGAUGCCAACUAGCACGUACAAUUUAUUUUAGUUGUGCAACGAAUAAUUAAUUUCUAACAAAAGUUAUACACAUUCGAAGCAUUUCUAGCUAAAAGAAAAGGCGUAACGGAAUUUUGCUUUGACUAAAUUGCUAAGAUUUAGCUAUUGCGUGUAUUUUAUUUACUGUUACAAAUAAAAUAUGUUGAAAAUUAAAUAAUACCAUCAGAAUUAAUUUAUUUUUUAUGAAUAAAUUCAAAUUAAUAAAGAUGAUGAAACAUGACAACACUAUCGGAACAAGCGGAACCGUGUUGCUGUGGGGACAGAUUUAUUGACGGACCGAUCCCUGAACACCCGCUUCAUUCGGUUCACGUGAGAAGAGAUCGCCAUGCCGACGGACACCAAACGUGUACGCGGGCCCGAGGUGUCUCAAAGCCCGUCUUUGUUUGACUGCAGACCCUCUGUGGUUCCCCCGUCGCAUGGGGCCCGAGCGGACGGCCGCCAGCGGGACCAGGUGGACGUCCGGCCGGUGUUUGUGCGCUGCGGCCUGGUGAGUCAAGCUAAAGGUUCCGCGUACAUAGAAGCUGGAGACACCAAGCUGCUGUGCAGCGUUUACGGCCCGAGAGAGACGGAGCGGAAAGAUGAGACUGACAUGAAAUGUGGACGACUGACCACAGACAUGCGCUUCGCCCCGUUUUCCUGUCCGGAGAGGGGCUCCUGGAUCCAGGGGAGCCAGGACAAGAACUUCUCCCUGAUGCUGCAGGAGAGUCUGCAGCCGGCCUUGUGCCUUCACAAAUACCCCCGCUCCCAGAUUGAGGUCAACGUCAUGGUCCUGGAGAACAGCGGUUCGGUUCAGGCCCACGCCAUCACGUGCGCCUCCCUGGCACUGGCUGACGCGGGGAUUGAAAUGUACGACCUGGUGCUGGGCUGCUCCAUCCGACAGGAUGGCUCCUCCUACGUGGUCGACCCCACUUACUCAGAAGAGAGCAACUGGAGCAGCAGCGAACACCAAGGAGGGCUCACCGUGGCGUUUCUCCCCAGCCUGAACCAGGUUUCCGGCCUGCAGUCGGAUGGAGAAAUGGCUGAAGAGACUCUGACGGCAGGGAUUCGGACCUGCAUUGAGGGAUGUUACAAACUGUACCCAGUAAUCCAGCAGGCUUUGGUUAAGGCUGUGCGCAGAGCGCAACCCCCACCACCCGAAAGCUGAGAGGCAAAGUCAACACUAUUUUUUGUCUGAGUCUUCAACAAGAACUUUAAAAUUCAAAACAGUUUUUCACCUUGUUUCUUGAUCUGAGGUGAAAGGAUCCGCCAGCGUCCCCCUGAUCUAAGAAACAGAUUGAUCCUAUUUAUUCAUUUCUCCACCGUCUGCCUGCAGGACAAAACUUUGAGUCAGUUUGUUGA
Messenger RNA from Oryzias latipes (Japanese medaka), 1392 nucleotides. It is a transcript of the gene exosc6, whose product is annotated as exosome component 6. Gene Ontology annotation, molecular function: RNA binding. Gene Ontology annotation, biological process: nuclear mRNA surveillance; U4 snRNA 3'-end processing; poly(A)-dependent snoRNA 3'-end processing. Lineage: Eukaryota; Metazoa; Chordata; Actinopteri; Beloniformes; Adrianichthyidae. The record is from RefSeq and is a predicted model, not a curated record. Gene Ontology annotation, cellular component: cytoplasmic exosome (RNase complex); nuclear exosome (RNase complex); nucleolus.